This is a messenger RNA of Globicephala melas (long-finned pilot whale), 870 nucleotides long. It is a transcript of the gene IYD, whose product is annotated as iodotyrosine deiodinase. The record is from RefSeq and is a predicted model, not a curated record. Lineage: Eukaryota; Metazoa; Chordata; Mammalia; Artiodactyla; Delphinidae. Gene Ontology annotation, cellular component: plasma membrane. Gene Ontology annotation, molecular function: oxidoreductase activity. Gene Ontology annotation, biological process: thyroid hormone metabolic process.
AUGUUUCUUCUGACUUCAGUCUUGGUAGCAGUUGUCUGCCUUUUGAUGGUGUGGAUCUUUCAAAAUGCUGAUGGAGGAACCCAGAGAAGGAAGGGGGAGCCUAGAGCCAGGGCCGAGGCUCGCCCCUGGGUGGAUGAAGACUUGAAAGACAGCACUGACGUCCACCAGCUGGAAGAAGACGCUGACGACUGGCAAGUGUCAGAGGAAGAGGUGGAACACAUCCCAUUCUCCCACACCCGGUAUCCUGAGAAGGAAAUGCUUACGAGAUCCCGGGAAUUUUAUGAACUUCUCAAUAAAAGACGGUCUGUUAGAUUCAUAAGUAAUGAGCAAGUCCCAAUGGAAGUGAUUGAUAAUGUCAUCAAAGCAGCAGGAACAGCCCCAAGUGGGGCCCACACAGAGCCCUGGACCUUUGUGGUUGUGAAGGACCCAGACGUGAAGCAUAAGAUUCGGGAGAUCGUUGAGGAGGAAGAGGAAAUAAAUUACUUGAAGAGGAUGGGACCUCAAUGGGUUUCAGACCUGAAGAAACUGAGGACCAACUGGAUUAAGGAGUACUUGGACACAGCGCCUGUUUUGAUUCUCAUUUUCAAACGAGUACACGGUUUUGCUGCAAAUGGCAAGAAAAAGAUCCACUACUAUAACGAGAUCAGUGUUUCCAUCGCAUGUGGCAUCCUCCUAGCUGCCCUGCAGAACGCGGGACUGGUGACUGUCACGACCACUCCUCUCAACUGUGGCCCCCGUCUGAGGGUGCUCCUGAACCGCCCUGCAAAUGAAAAGCUGCUAAUACUGCUCCCUGUGGGGUACCCCAGCGAAGAGGCCACGGUGCCUGACCUCACACGGAAGCCUCUGGAUCAGAUCAUGGUGACUGUGUAG